Molecule: messenger RNA, 576 nt
Organism: Caenorhabditis remanei
Lineage: Eukaryota; Metazoa; Nematoda; Chromadorea; Rhabditida; Rhabditidae
Exons: 1
Coding region: 1-576 (191 amino acids)
Biological process (GO): DNA replication
Molecular function (GO): DNA-directed DNA polymerase activity; nucleotide binding; DNA binding
Source: RefSeq, a predicted model, not a curated record
AUGGGAUACGAAGUCAAGAGGAUCCACGAGGUUUGGCAUUGGGAUGAUCACAAAUGGUUCAAAGGAGGAUUUUUCGAGAAGUUUUUGGCUCCGCUUUUGACGUUGAAGCACGAGGCUUCUGGAUGGCCGCGCCCUGACAUGCCCGCCGCCGAGAAACAGAAACACAUCGACGACAUUUUGGAGAAUGAUGGCAUCCUGAUUGAUGAGGCAAAUGUUGCGAAGAACCCGGCACUCCGUCAGCUUGCCAAACUAUUCUUGAAUAGCGCGUGGGGGAAGUUUGCACAGAACCCACUGAAGACGGAGAUCAAAAUGUUUGACGUAAACGAUGGAUACGCCGUUUUUGAGUUUUUCAAUUCAAAGCAUCAUCAGCCGGUGUCUCUAGACACAUUCGGGAGCAAGCAUAUCAUUGCAUCCAGGGAGCCACUCAAAGAAGGAUUAAUUGGCGCAAAGUACACAAACAUUGUGUAUGGAUCCAUCACCACUGCCACAGCCCGGAUGCGUCUAGACGUUAGCAAACAAUCAAAACAAGACCGGAUGAUAUAUGUGGACGGAUGCACAGCUUAUCGAAAAUUCUAA